AUGGGAACAUGUCACUUGCCGGUAGAACUUGAGCGUUGUUCUCAUUGGGCUAUUAAAACCUUGAACUUUGACCUUCGAGGUGCCGGUGAAAAGAGGUUGCUUGACCUCCAUGCCUUGGAAGAGUUAAGAUUGGAUGCAUAUGAGAGUGCACUGAUCUACAAGGAAAAAACCAAGGCUUGGCAUGACAAGCAUAUCAACAAAAGAGAGUUCAAGGAAGGUGACAAAGUCUUGUUAUUUAAUUCCCAGUUGAAGUUGUUUUCGGGUAAGCUAAAAUCAAGAUGGAGUGGGCCUUUUACCAUCAAAAGGGUUUUUCCAUAUGGUGCAAUCGAAAUCUCCAAUGAAAAUGGUGAACCAUUCAAAGUGAAUGGCCAAAGACUAAAGCCAUACUUUGAUGGUUUUGUGCAUAAAGAAGCCAAAAUUGUUCACCUUGAUGAAUUUGAUGUUCCUCAUUUACGUUGA
Molecule: messenger RNA, 459 nt
Organism: Chenopodium quinoa (quinoa)
Lineage: Eukaryota; Viridiplantae; Streptophyta; Magnoliopsida; Caryophyllales; Amaranthaceae
Exons: 1
Coding region: 1-459 (152 amino acids)
Source: RefSeq, a predicted model, not a curated record